GUGAAAAAGAAAAUUUGAAAGAAGUUUUGUGGGGUUGAAAGAAACAGAGAAGCGCAAACUGCCAAGCACCAGCAAAGAACCGAUGGAAAUCGCCAAGACGGACUGCGGCGGCGAACUUCCAAGCAAAUAGAUGGGCUGAGACGAACUGAAGAAGUGGGGAAACUUCCUUGACUCCCUUGCUGUACCACUACUUCAGCCCUUCGUUAUCUCAGAACCCCAAAUUGAGGUGUUCACAUCACAAGGUAUUCAUACCUACUGGCUACUGCCGUUUUGAAUUUUCAGAAAACACAAAAUGAGGCAGUAUUUUGAGAGCAUCGGUGCGAAAUACAGGGAUAUUUACGAUGCAAAGGAAAAGCCGUUCAGUAUAAUUUGGUAGGAAAUAGUAGAAAUGCUAACAUUAAAGAUUGUUGCAUUCUCCAAUGAACCUGUUCCUGAACCACUUAAGCUCAUUGCUCCAGAAUUGCAUGAAACUGAAAUUGCUCCAACAAAGCAAGCAAAUUCAUGCGGUAAUGUUAACAUCCUGUCUAGAUGUGAACAUUCUGCCACUGAAUUCAAAGCUUAUUGGUGUCUAUGCUAGUUGUGGAGACUUAGGUUCUGCUGAGUUGAUCUUCCAAAGGACACAAAAUCCAAAUAUCUUUGCAUUCAAUUGGAUGAUCUCAGCUUUAACAUUCAAUGGCUACCCAGAAAAAGCUAUCGGGUAUUUGUCCAUGCUCCAAGUAUCAGGGAUUACUGUGAAUAAGUACACCAUUUCUAUAGUAUUGAAAGCCUGUUUGGGAUUGAAGGAUUUAAGGAAAGGAAAGGGAGUUCAUUGUGUGAUAUACAGGUCCGGGUUUCAAGUAGACUUACCAAUUGGGAAUGCAUUACUCGACAUGUAUGGUAAACUGGGGAAUAUGCUCUAUGCACAUUUGUUGUUUGAUAAAAUGUCUGUCAGAGAUGUUGCAACCUGGACAUCACUGCUAUAUGGGUAUUCUAGCAUGGGAUGUAUCGAAGAGUCCCUAAAUUUGUUUGAAAGAAUGAGGUUAGAUGGCCUAAAGCCAAAUGAAUUCACUUGGAAUAUAAUCAUAUCUGGCUAUGCUAAGAGAGGAGAUUAUAAUGCUGCAUUCGGCUUGGUAUCUAAGAUGAGUGAAGAGGGGUUGGAAUCCGAUUUGGUGACCUGGAAUGCAAUGAUUUCAGGGUUCAUCCAAAGCCACCAUUAUGGUGAAGCUUUUGCGCUGUUCCAAAAAAUGUUAGCUGCUGGUCUAAACCCAAAUGAGAGCACCGUCACCUCGCUUCUUACUAUGUGUGGAUCAAUUGGCUCAGUUAAGACAGGGAAAGAAAUCCAUGGUUCAAUGUUCAGAAUGCGGAUUACAAUCAAUGCCUACGUUUCUAGUGCCCUUGUGGAUAUGUAUGCAAAAUGUGGGCGUGUCAAAGAUUCUUGGAAUGCAUUUAGAACAGCUCCCUUCAAGAACUCAGCAUCAUGGAAUUCCAUAAUUGGAUGCUAUGGAAAGCAUGGCAUGGUAGACUCUGCAAUAGAAGUGUUUGAGAAGAUGCAAUGUGAAGGAGUGCAGGCAACCGAACUCACUUUCACUUCUCUUCUUUCUGCAUGUAGUCACAAUGGAUUAGUUGAGAAAGGUUUGGAUAUUUUUAGAUCCAUGGAAGCGCUCUAUAGCAUUCCGGCAACGAAGGAGCACUAUGCAUGUAUUGUUGAUCUACUGUGUCGUUUUGGUUGGAUGGAGGAAGCUUAUAGUAUCAUAAUACAAAUGCCAAUAGAAGUUAACGAUUCAACUAUAGGUGCCUUCUUAAAUGGUUGUAAGGUUCAUGGGAGGAAAGAUCUUGUUGAAAUGAUGGCUAAGAAAAUUCCUACAAUGGAGUUGAGAAGAUCGGGGAGUUUUGUAACCCUCUCAAAUGUUUAUGCAGCUCAAGGAGAGUGGGAAAACGUCGAAACAGUGCGGGAAGUGAUGAAGUACAAAAGUUUCAAUAAGGUGCCUGGUUCCAGUUGGGUGUCCCGUGUAGAAGACAUGUCAAAAUAAUGAGGGUUUUUUUCAAGCUUCAGUUGAGGGAGAGUCGGCAAAUUGAAGAACACAGAGAGGAUAGAAAAGUCUCCAGAAUCGAAGGAGAAAAGAGUUGGAGCACCGACUGAGUCGAUGAGAACCCUCGAGCAGCGAAUGAGAACCGAUCGAACUGUGGAGGAGUGGCACGAAGAACAUAGAGAGAAGCGGCGGUGACAUGGACGUUGAGCGUUCUUACGAAUGUUUCUAGUCUUAAGAAAAUAUACAAGAAUCAUAGAUUUGAUCGAAACUUUUAACUUUUGGGAAUUCAAUUGCCGCCUUUUUUUCUUUCUUAGUGCAUAAGUGUUACAUUAGAUUUCUUUAAUCGUAACACUUUAGUAAACUAAUGUAACGAUAUGUCUAAAUUGAUGAAAGUGUUGCAUAUGAAUCACACGC
Cuscuta epithymum is the source of this 2423-nucleotide messenger RNA. Lineage: Eukaryota; Viridiplantae; Streptophyta; Magnoliopsida; Solanales; Convolvulaceae. The record is from the annotation of a GenBank genome assembly.